Molecule: messenger RNA, 1665 nt
Organism: Lasiodiplodia theobromae
Lineage: Eukaryota; Fungi; Ascomycota; Dothideomycetes; Botryosphaeriales; Botryosphaeriaceae
Product: Protein kinase protein
Exons: 6
Coding region: 1-1665 (554 amino acids)
Biological process (GO): intracellular signal transduction; peptidyl-serine phosphorylation
Molecular function (GO): protein serine/threonine kinase activity; ATP binding
Source: RefSeq, a predicted model, not a curated record
AUGGGCAAUUCGAGCGGGAAGCCGGUAGUCUUUACCGACGAAGUCAACCUCAACCACUUUCGCCUGCUUCGAGUCGUCGGCAAGGGCGCCUUCGGCAAGGUCCGCAUUGUCGAGCGCAAGGACACCGGCUUGACGUUUGCGUUGAAGUACAUACGCAAAGAUGAAGUUGUGCGGUCUGAGAGCGUGCGCAACAUCAUUCGAGAGCGCCGCAUGCUGGAGCAUCUCAACCACCCCUUCCUCUGCAACCUGAGAUACAGCUUCCAGGACAUCGAGUACCUGUACAUCGUAGUAGAUUUAAUGAAUGGCGGCGACCUGCGUUUCCACAUCUCGCGCAAAACCUUCACCGAGGACGCCGUUCGCUUCUGGAUCGCCGAGCUCGGCUGUGCUCUCCGCUACAUCCACCGCCAGGGCAUCGUGCACAGAGACGUCAAGCCCGACAAUGUGUUGCUUGACGGCGAAGGACAUGUGCACUUGGCCGACUUUAACGUCGCGUCCGAUUUCACCCCCGCAAAACCGCUAACGAGCAAGUCGGGUACCCUGGCCUACCUCGCCCCGGAAGUUUAUGAGGGCAAGGGUUAUUCGUGCGAGGUUGACUGGUGGUCUUUGGGUGUGCUCUUCUACGAGUGCAUAUACAACAAGCGACCGUUUGAAGCUCGGUCGCACGACGAACUCUCGCAGAAGAUCCAGAAGGCCGAAGUCCCUUACCCCGUUACCAGCCCGCCCGUCUCUAUGCCCUGCCUACACGCUAUCAGCUCGCUGCUCGAAAAGGAUAGAUCGAAGAGAAUCGGGGCUAUCAGUUUCGAGUCGUUCACGGAUAACCCCUUCUUCCGCCCCCUGGACUUCGAGGCCCUCGAGGCCAAGGAAAUCGAACCCGUCUUCACCCCGUCGAGCGACAAGACGAACUUCGACGCGACAUAUGAUUUGGAGGAAUUGUUGUUGGAGGAGGCGCCGCUUGAAGCGCGGGCACGGAGACAAAAGCCUCGUGAGGCUCUGAAGGAAGACGCAACGGAGGCUGAGAUCCGUGCUGAGGAGCUGCACAAGAUGAUUGAAACUCUGUUUGAGCCUUUCAAUUACACGACUGUUGCGGCGGAGCGCGCACCGGUUGUCAAUCAGGAGGGUGGCACGCCAACUUCUUCUGAAACGCAAUCGUCUGAAUGGCCACGCCCCAAAUCCUCUAGGGCGUGCGAUGACGGUCACCAACUGGUGCCCACGACAACCAACCCUGGUCAGCAUCCCCGGCACAUUACUCAGUCUCGGUCCACGACUCAGUCGCCAAAUGGUUCGCCCCCAAUUCCAACUGCCAAUCUCGCACCGGCCACCGGCCAGCCGGGUCAAGGCCAGGACACGUUUGACCCCACGGCCGAUCCCACAUUGCCAGUAUCUUACAGUAGACCGAUCAACCGGCAACGGGGCAGCACGCGCAGCACCAGCAUGGGCGGCGGGGUGCAGGUGGUGCUCAACGAAACGGGCAGCUGGUCGGACAUGGCCAACCAGAGCUCGUCCAUGAUCGCACAGAAGCCGGACGUCAACGAUCCCAACGCGCAGAAGCCAACGGGCAUGCUCGGCUUUUUGAGCCGCAAGAAGGGCAGGGACAGGAGCCCCAAGGCGAAAGAGAAGGGUGUGUUGGGAAAGGAAGGCGCCAGAGUCAUCAUCAGCCAAGGAUGA